CACAAAGUUCACUGGUAUGUUAACAUAGCUAUCAUUUAUUUUUAGCUAAAGCAAGAAUAAUAGGUUGUUUCGUCUAUUUGUAAGAACGGUGCGCUCUGAGUAAAAAGCGGAGCUGAGUUUAAGGAUCCGCCCUAAAGCCGGUGUAUGGAAACGUGAUCUAAACGCGGCUGUGAAUCUCGUGCUCACUCAUUCGCACUGCAGGCUCUCGCGCAGGCUUUUCUGCUCUAAGAGAGGAGCUAAGACUCUUUAAAAUCACGUUACCCUUAGGACUCAAGGGCAAAGAGUCAUAUAUACAUCACCUACUGCCAAUAUUUAAUAUCGCUGUAAUCCCGGUGCCAUUUCAGACUUUCAGCAUGGGGAAAAAGCUCUCGACAUGGACGCUCCUAGCGGUCUUUUCUCUGCUGGUAGUGAAAGGAAUAAGUCAGGAUCUGGCCUUGGAAGAGGCGUUUGAAAAAGAUGAACUAACUGCCCCACCACCUAAAGUGGACCCAGCAGGAGGAGCAGUGAAACCCAGUCUUAAACCUGUUAAGCCCCCAGUCCAGGAACCAACAAAGCCCAAGCCCAAACAACCAGUAACAGAAGAGAUAUUCACUGAUUUGUUUGACACCACCAUUCGGCCGGGCCUGUUGCCCCGAACACCCCCUAGUCCUCUCCGAACCUCUGUUGGCCCUCGGAAAUCCCAGUCUGAUUUUGGGGACUUCGAUCUUAAAGACGCCCUGAACCCUGACAAUGAUAUCAGAGGAAAUGACAAAGACUCUGGCAAAGGCGGUGCGCAGUUCUCAGACGAAGACCUUGAGGAUGUGGGCAGUGAUAACUCUUACAAACCUGACAAAGGCAAAGGUGGAAGAGGUGGAAGCAGUGGCGGAAGCAGUGACAGAAACAGUGGUGGUGAUUUGGAUCCUGCAGACGACAGCUACAACACCAUGGCUGAGACUGGAACCAUUGCUGGUAUUGUGAGCGCUGUGGCUAUGGCUCUGGUUGGUGCAGUGAGCAGCUACAUCUCCUACCAGAAGAAGAAGUUGUGCUUCAGCAUACAGCAGAGUCUGAAUGCAGAAAUAGUGAAAGCAGAUGCCCCAGAUGCUGUAGUUGCACAGGAGCCACAAGUUCAGCAAACUCUUCUCCAGCCUCCCAAUGCUGAGCCGCCAACAGAAGAGAAUGCAGUGUAAUCUGAAAUGCAUCGUCCAAACUGAAGAGGGCGCAGUUCUAAAUCGUUGUUCUCCAAUUUGAAUGCCACUGUUAUUUCCCAGCGCAUUUGCACCACAAUGCCCUUUUUGAAUUACCAAUGUGACUGUUUAAAUCAACCUUAAAUAUAAUCUGAUCAUUUUUUUAAAACUCUAUUUUAACUCUUCACAUGCAACAAUGCAGUUAGCCUGUUUGCAAUAAUACUGCUAUGAAAUGGAAAACACCUAAUAAUUUUCGAAUGAUUUACAGAGCCCCAAGAAAAAUCAAACAGAUAAUGCGCUACAGUCUUUUUGUUUGUCAGUUUAUCCCAUCAUUCCUAUUGAGCACAAAUGCAUAUUAAUGAACAGUGAUCCGAGUGAUUAAUCCAAGGUUUACAAAACAGAUGAUUGGAUAAUCAUAGAAAUCUGGUUUUAAAGGUCAAGGCUGUUUUCCUUACGCUUUCACAGCAAGACAGGCUUAACAGAUCAGUUGCUGUGAAGUAUACAGUUGAAAAAAAGAUGAAGGAUUUGUGAAGGUUUUUUGUUGUUGUUGAUGUUUUAACAUGAUCUGUAUAUAUUUGCCUUGCUUUCACGGCAGUGUGAAAAGAUUGUCAUACAUAUAUGCAGGUUUUUGUGUCUUAGUGAACUUUUUACUUGAGUGACUUUUUGAGAGAGAAAAAAAAAAUGACGAACAACUGAAGUCAAAAACUAACCAACAGCUGCUUCUUUCUAAUUUGCUUUAAAAUGAAACAAUGACUAAAAUGGGUUUAACUGUGAAGAUGUGUUGACGUGUGUUGAUGAAGAAGCCGUGUUGACUGCAUACGUGUGUGUUAGUUGGAUGUCAGUGGUUGCGAUUCCUUCUUUUGAGGAAUAGUUUGAUUCGGCGAGAUCAGAAUGAGUAGAUAGAUUAGCGUGAACUAAUUUGUGGGUGGAAGUAACCGAAGUUGUGUUUUCAUGUUAGCACAAUACUUAGUCUAGUAACUCUUCGUACCGCUAAUUCUGAUCCAUUGCCUUUUGUGGGGUUUUAAGGGGUUAAUGUGCUUGUAUAUCGCAUAUCGUUUCCAAGUUUGUACUCAAACUGUUGUAUCAGUGUAUCUCUAUUUACACUUGUAGCAGUAAAUGUACAUAAAUGUUUGUGCCCCCCACUCUUUUUGGAUUAUGGGGAGUAGUUUUUUCGCCCUAGCUUAGUGUUUGUACCGUUUGUAGCAUGUUUGAGCUUUAGCUUUGAGACUUUUUAGAGACCUGUUACACCCUCGCUAGUUUUGCUAUUGCCUUAAUGAGUCUCCAGGUGCUUUCCAGUUUUGCUAAUUUUCCCCACUUCCUUUGCCAAGGGUCUGGUGUUUGUGCCACAGAUCUUGACCAGAGCCCUCAUCUCUCCUGAUUUGGAAGGCCACCAUCUGGAAAGGGCAAGUUAGCAAAACCGGAUUAAAAAGCGGCUCUGUCCUUACCAUCCUCUCCCCCACUUGAGAUGCUCCAGAUUUUCCUGUAGCUGUUGUUUUUCACUGUGAAUUCAGGUGCACCUUUGUUACCCCCCAACCCAAGCCCUCGCCAAUGGUGCUUUCCUUCCCAAUGCCUUACCAACAUUAGGGAAGACACGCUAGCUUACUAACACAGCACUAACAGUCACAACCGUUAGAAGGGCUGCCUCACUUGAAUGUCUACAAACUAGACGUACUAGGUUACGUACGUUGUUCCAGUUUAAAGGUGUGGUCACAUUCUCUGAAAUUUCACAGGUAAAAAUGUCCAGCGUCAAAUGCUGUGUGCUCGCGUAGAUCACUUUCAAACCACGUGGCUUUCUGUUGACUUGUGUGGCUAAAAUCAUUUGCCCUUGUGCAAAAUGUGACCUCACCUUAACACUAUUGCAGUUUAAACACAUCUGAAAUAUUUUUUACUCACACAUCCAAGAUAAAGCAGAUUUACAAGUCUUGCGAAUGGUAACGAUGUCAAAGACAUAUCGGCACAGAAUGUUGCCUGGUGCUUUCCUUUAAAGGCUUUGGUAGUGUAUCUAGGGUGAACAUCAACAAAGAGAAUGUCAGCAGAAUGUUAUACUCUCUUUACUACUUUGGCUACCAGAACAAUGUAGCGUUUUUGGUGCUACACUUGUUAGAAAUGAAGAACACCAAAGAUGAAAUGUGGUGGUUUUCCUUUUUUGCAUGUUUUUUUGACUUUGGUGUCUAGUGAUCCAGUGGAAUGAAUUUGAAACAGCUAAGUGAAAGGUACAACAGUCUCGGUUAAGGCAAAUGUGGAAAUUCACAAGUGUCUUGAACAUUUUGGACAACAUUAUCACCUGUUUGUGUUGAACUGCUUCCAGAUUUGUUGCUUGGAUGCAUUAUGUGACUGUUAAAACCUCCCUGAUUCCUUCAAUUGACCAUCUACAUUUCUGGGGACUAGUAGUUCAUAUGGUGGAUGUUACAUUUGUAAGGAUCUCUGGGCUCUCUCUGGUGGUGUUUGGCCAGCAUAGUUGCAAUUUUGUCAAAACAAGGGUGUACGUGCUGAAAUAUACAGAUAUGCAUGUUUUGGAUUCUAGCUGUAGAUAUUAAAGUUUUUUCUCGUGUACUGGGUUUAUUUAUCAACUUGAGAAAAAUGUGUUAUUGGGACAUACGUUUCUAAAGUGUCUUGAUUUGCACUGCCAGUUUAUGGUACUGCCACAGAUCAGACUGUAAUGCUGUAGCUUUAUCUGUCACUGAAUGAACUGAAAUUUGGCUUUGAUGUGAACCUCAGAAAUAUUGACUUUCAGCAUAAAUUCACAGAGUUUACAUCAGUGCCUGCUCACUCCAAUACAGAAUGUGAUGAAAAUGCAAUGAAUUACACAGAUAUCAACUGGCAAUCCUCUUCUAGACAUUUUUAUAUAUUUAAAUGUACUCAAAUUUCACUCUGUAUUUUACUUGGUGGAAAAAGAUCAGCAUAAAGAAACCCAAUAAUAAACAAUUUAUCUUGU
Carassius gibelio (silver crucian carp) is the source of this 4098-nucleotide messenger RNA. It is a transcript of the gene cd99l2, whose product is annotated as CD99 molecule-like 2. NCBI's taxonomy places the organism in Eukaryota, Metazoa, Chordata, Actinopteri, Cypriniformes, Cyprinidae. The transcript has 11 exons. The record is from RefSeq and is a predicted model, not a curated record. Bases 354 to 1166 code for a protein of 270 amino acids.